CGAGGUUUUCCUUCGAUCCUUCGCGGCGGCGGUCCACGCAUGAUGUUCAACAUGUUCACUGAGCCCAAGCUCAUCGAGCCGGAGAAGGCACUGCCUGGUCGCGAGGCGCCGAUGCGGGUUUCCGACCGCCAUGCUGUCCUCGGGAGCAAGAUGAAGGGCCCCUGGCCCGCGGGGUACAAGGUGGCUGUGUUUGCCAACGGCUGCUUCUGGGGCUCCGAGAAGGGCAUCUGGCGGCUGCCCGGCGACGGCAUUUACACGACAGCGGUUGGGUACGCCGCGGGCUUCACGCCCAACCCGACGUACGAGGAGGCAUGCUCCGGCAGGACGGGCCACACGGAGGCGGUGCAGGUCGUCUUCGACCCGGAGAAGGUGUCGUUUGUCGACAUCCUGCGCUGGUUCUGGGAGGCGCACGACCCGACGAGCGGGAUGGGGCAGGGCAACGACCGCGGCACGCAGUACCGCUCCGGCUUCUACUGGUUCGAUGACGAGCAGAAGGCACUCAUCGAGGCGUCCAAGGCGGCAUACGGAAAGGCGCUCGGCAAGAGCAUCACCACCGAGACGGCGGCCGCCUCCGACUACGACAAGUAUGGCGGCGUCUUCUACUACGGCGAGGACUACCACCAGCAGUACCUCGCCAAGCCGAUGGCGCGGCCCUACUGCUCGGCGCAGCCCCAGUGCGUGUCGCUGCCCCCAUUCGAGGAGUGGGCCCCGCCCGGCCUCGAGCACCACGCGCCCAAGCUUCCCGAGGCCUUCUGGAAGAGGCACGGCCCGAAGCCGCACUGCGUGAUCCGCUCGCCCGACGAGCCGAUCAAGUGGGGCGACUGGUAGAGGCAGGGGAGGCUGGUUGAGGCUCGGCCGCGCGGUCCGCUGGGAGCCGAGCCAGCGUGGCACUGCGGCCUGAGUUUUAGAGCAUGGGGUGGCCGGGAGACAGAUUGAGCGCAUUGAUGUAGAGUAAGGUCUCCGUUCAAUCGAGGAGAUUUCAUCACGCUGAUGCUAUCUC
This is a messenger RNA of Emiliania huxleyi CCMP1516, 1000 nucleotides long. It is a transcript of the gene MSRA2, whose product is annotated as methionine sulfoxide reductase. Gene Ontology annotation, biological process: cellular response to oxidative stress. Gene Ontology annotation, molecular function: peptide-methionine (S)-S-oxide reductase activity. The transcript is spliced from 5 exons. Lineage: Eukaryota; Haptophyta; Isochrysidales; Noelaerhabdaceae. The record is from RefSeq and is a predicted model, not a curated record. Bases 40 to 828 code for a protein of 262 amino acids. Gene Ontology annotation, cellular component: cytoplasm.